This is a messenger RNA of Pseudonaja textilis, 7143 nucleotides long. RefSeq names its product BMP2 inducible kinase (gene BMP2K). Gene Ontology annotation, molecular function: protein kinase activity; ATP binding. The record is from RefSeq and is a predicted model, not a curated record. Gene Ontology annotation, biological process: protein phosphorylation. Lineage: Eukaryota; Metazoa; Chordata; Lepidosauria; Squamata; Elapidae.
ACGCCUGCGCCCUUGUGGGCUGCGGUGCGCGCCCGUCCGAGGGGGGGUGGAGAGAGUGGGGUGGGGGGGGGCGGCUCCUUUCCCCUCAGCGCCCGUGAGGCGGGUUCGGGGCGCGAGGCGGCGGCGCUGCUGCUGGUGCUGCUGCUGCUGGGUUUGCGAGCGGGGGCGUCCGCCGCCGGGCUUAGUCUCGGCUUCCCUCGCAAGGGGCCCUUCGGCUGGGCAUGUGAGGCGAGGAAGGAAAAAAAGGAAGGGGGGGGGGCGCGGCGGUCGCCUCGGGCUUCCCCGGUGCGGGGACGGGCGGGCGGUGCAGUCCCUUCGUUGAGGGAAAAGAGCGGGCGGCGCCUGGUCCUCGUCCUCGUCCGGUCGCUUCCUCGCGUCUCACCCGCCAUGAAGAAGUUUUCUCGGAUGCCCAAGUCUGACGGCACCGGCGGCAGCCCCGGAGGCAUCGGCGGGGCACCGGCGGCUGGAGGCGGCGGCGGCGGCGGCAUCGGAGGCGGCGGCAUCGGAGUCUCGGGCUCCCUGGCGGUGGGCAGCAGCAGGGUCUUCGCCGUGGGGCGCUUCCAGGUCACGGUGGAGGAGGUGCUGGCCGAAGGUGGCUUUUCCACGGUACUUCUUGUGCGUACUCAUGGUGGAGUUCGAUGUGCAUUGAAAAGAAUGUAUGUAAAUAAUGUGCCUGACCUCAAUAUCUGCAAAAGGGAAAUAACAAUAAUGAAAGAACUGUCUGGGCACAAGAACAUUGUAGGGUAUUUGGAUUGUGCUGUCAAUUCUGUUAGUGAUAAUGUGUGGGAAGUGCUUAUCUUAAUGGAAUAUUGUCGCGCUGGGCAAAUAGUGAAUCAGAUGAACCAGAGAUUACAAACGGGCUUUACUGAAUCAGAAGUGCUAAGAAUUUUUUGUGAUGCCUGUGAAGCUGUUGCUAGGCUGCACCAAUGCAAAACUCCCAUUGUUCAUAGAGAUUUGAAGGUUGAAAACCUUUUAUUGAAUGAUAGUGGGAACUAUGUCCUUUGUGACUUUGGCAGUGCCACUAAUAAAUUCCUUAACCCUCAGAAAGAUGGAGUCAGCGGAGUUGAAGAAGAAAUUAAAAAGUAUACCACAUUGUCAUAUAGAGCUCCUGAAAUGAUCAACCUUUAUGGAGGGAAAACAAUUACAACCAAGGCAGAUAUCUGGGCCCUUGGCUGCUUGCUGUAUAAACUUUGCUUUUUCACACUUCCCUUUGGUGAGAGUCAGGUUGCUAUUUGUGAUGGAAGCUUUACCAUCCCAGACAAUUCACGUUAUUCUCACAGUAUGCAUUGUUUGAUAAGAUACAUGCUUGAACCAGAUCAAGAGCGAAGACCUGAUAUCUUUCAAGUAUCUUAUUUUGCCUUUAAACUUGCCAAAAAGGACUGUCCAAUUUUAAACAUGAAUAAUUCUCCUCUCCCUUCAACUCUUCCUGAGCCAUUGACAGCUAGUGAGGCUGCUGCUAAGAAAAGCCAAAUAAAAGCUAGAAUAACAGAUGCCAUUGGACCAACAGAAACCUCAAUAGCACCACGUCAGAGACCAAAGGCCAAUACAAGCACUGCCACUUCUAGUGUACUUACAAUUCAGAGCUCAGCCACACCAGUAAAAGUGCCAGUUCCUGGUGAUUUUAACAAUGAACACAAAGGAGCUUCAAAGGUUGGAAAUGGUCACGAGAGCGUAUUAUCGCCAGGAACCCCACAGCAAAACAGAGUAUUGCAACAACUACAACAAGGUGACUGGAGGCUACAGCAGUUGCAUCAUUUACAUCAGCAACAGCAACAACAACAAUUGCUCCAUGAUUCAUAUGUGCAGCAGUAUCAGCAAGCAAUGCAGCAGCAUGUCGUUCAACAGCAGCUUUUGAUACGCUCUGUCUAUCAGCAGCAGCCUACUCCUUCUCCAUAUCCUGCUAUGAUGCAGCAGUACCAACAAGCUCUUCUACAGCAACAGGUCCUUGGGAAUCAGUUGCCACCACCGAAACGUUCUCCUGAAUUUCUUACCUCUUCUCAGGAGUUUUCACCAGCCUUAAUCUCUCAUUCUAAAUCCUUUCCAGCUCAUGUUGGUGCAGCUCUGGAUGCUCCUUAUUCUGCAAACAGAUCAUCUUCCUCUGACACAGAGUCUGUUUCCAGCUAUCCGAAACAAAGCAUCAGCAGCCCCCCUGAUAUGUCUGGGUGGAACCCUUUUGGAGAAGACAAUUUCUCCAACCUGACAGAGGAGGAGCUGUUGGACAGGGAGUUUGACCUUCUGAGAUCAAACAGGCUGGUGGAGAAGAGAACUUCCUUAGAUAAGCAAGUGGAGUCACAUUCUGCUCCACUGACCCAUCCUUCAGAAGAUCCCUUUGGUUCUGUUCCUUUCAUUUCUCAUGCAGGCUCCCCGGGAAAUGAAAUUAAUAACCGAGCCAGCAAUCUAGAAAACAUGUUAGAGAGUCUGUCUAAGUAUGAGAAGUCAAGCCAGGUGGUUAAGGACCAGGAUGCUGGAAAGAAGGUCAUGGGAGCCCCUACUAAGAAAGGAAACGAUGAGUCGGAGAGUGAUUUUGAAUCCGAUCCCCCUUCUCCAAAGAGUAGUGAGGAAGAGGAGGAACAAGAGGAUGAAGAAGUCUUGCAGGGCGAGAUGGGAGACUUCAUUGACGACAACGAUACAGAGCCAGAAAACUUAGGCCAGCAUCCCCUUCUCAUGGAUUCUGAGGAAGAUGCAGAAGAUGACGAUAAGCACAGUUCUGAUUCUGAUUGUCACCGUUUUAGGCCCACAGAGGAAGUACCUUGCGGCAGAUACAGACAAGGGCCUGGCGGUAUGGAAAGCAGAGAAAUGAUUCUUCCCUGCCCUUCGUUGACUGAGUUCCCGGGUUCCAGUUUGAGCCCCAAACAAGAAUUCGAUGUCUUUGGAGCUGUUCCGUUCUUUGUUUUGCAGCCCCAGGAACCAAAGGAUACCUCUUCCCAAGUUGCCCAUCCGGAGCAAGACCAGGACGACUUCGAUGUCUUCACCAAAGCUCCCUUCAGCAGAAGAAUAUCCCAGCAAGAUGAUUCGAUCACAGGCUCGGAACCUCUGGCGUCUCCCGUUUCCCCCAAAAGCGUGGACGUUUUUGGCUGCAUCCCAUUCCAGCCCGUUUCCAUCCAAAGGCACGGCGAAGCUAGAGAGGAUCUGUUCGGGCUUGUCCCGUUUGAGGAGAUAACUGGCAGCCAGCAGCAACACAAAGCCAAACAGCAACAACGGAAUCUGCAGAAACUGUCCUCCCGCCAGAGGCGCAUGAAGCAGGAGGGAUCCAAGAGCAACAGCAAGCGCCACCAUGGAACUCCCACCAGCGCCAAGAAGACCUUGAAGCCCAGUUACCGGACGCCGGAGAGAGCCCGAAGGCACAAAAAAGCUGGCCGCCGAGACUCCCAAAGCAGCAACGAGUUUCUGACCAUUUCCGAUUCCAAGGAAAACAUAAGCAUUAGCCUGUCGGAUAGCAAGGACAGAGUGAAUCCCCUGCAGGGUGAUGAUAACCUCCUGGAUCCCUUUGGAGCCAAGCCUUUCCAUCCCGCCGAAGGGCUGCGUCUCCCGCAACACCAAGGAUUGGGCGAUAAUCGUGGGGAUCACAACACAGCUGUGCCUGGGAGACCUAGGCAGAGCUCCUUACUUGGCAGCAUUCAUUCCAGUGACGGCGUAAAAUUAACAGAUGAUUUUGGAGCAGUUCCUUUCACCGAACUUGUGCCAAGCGUGAAGUGUCAACAGAGCCAGCAGCAACAGGCAGUAGAGUUAGAUCCAUUCGGGGCAGCUCCGUUUCCUUCCAAACCGUAGACUCUUUUUAAGGAACAUCUGGAUUUUUUUUAAAAAAAAAAAACCUUGGAUUUAAUAUGCCACUGUAAUCCAUUUACUUCGGUUGAGAAGCAAAUGUUUUGUUGUUUUUAAACACGCUUAUUUCUCUGCUGUGACGCGAUGAGAUUUUAACAUCCGCAAUGUUAAAGGUGCAGGAUUGGAAUGAUACAAUGGGGAGAAAGGUUUGAAUAGAGGAAAAUCUUUCCAAAAGUGAGAUCGGAAGAUAGCUAUCACUGAGGAUAUUAGCUAUGACUAGAACAUUCAGAACUGUAUCCCUUACAGAGUGCAAUUACACUUGAAUUGAUGGAGAGAUGAUGGAAGGAUCAGACCGGGUCGACGAAUGAAAUAGGAAAUCAGUCAAAAAAUCAAGAAAAUGUCUGAAAAAAAGCCAGGUUUAUUGAGAAUGGCUUCCUUGUACCUGUUCUAAAGGUUUUUAGAAAAACACUGUUCUUUUUCAUCUCUGAAAAUCAGAGCUUGCGGUCUUGAUACUGGUUCCUAAACUUACAUGAAGAAACCCAAAUCUUUCUAUCUCUGUCUGCCUGAAUACUGUGCUUUUUCCACAGUAAGUGCCAUUAAUAUAAAACAGGGAUCGUUGUAAUUCUUAGGAUUUCAAGAACUUAGGAUGUUGAAAGUGGGAAUGGAACGAGAAAGCAGCAGCACUAACAGUUAGCUUCUUGCAGCACUUUGAAGAUUGCCAUUUCAAGAAGAGAGCGGGGUUUACUUGCAUACCACAGAGAGAAGAUGGGGAAAACAGCCAGAAAAGUGUAGCAAAUUCAAACCUACAAAGAGUUUAAAUCAGAGUUUUCACCCCAUGUCUACUCGCUUUACUGGGGUUUUGUAUUUCAUAUAAACUGUAUGUACCCCACAAGGUUUUUAAUCUUCUAAAAUGGUUCUCACCUAAUUUUUGAAUGCUUUCUGUAUUACAUGAUUGUACUUUUCUAAGACUUUAUACAAAACACACCGAUCAGUUUCCAACAAAAGGAGGUUUAGAAUGGAAGGCUUAAAAAUGAUGCUCUUUUGAGUCUCUUACCAUUAUUACCGCAUAGUAAAACCAGCAAUGCCUUACAGCCAGGACCAUGUCCUGAUAUAAAUUUACCUCUGAGCCAAUUGGUGCCCUUGAGAUACAGAUUGUAACAUUUGGAGAAGUUCGGUGAGUAGACAGCACAUUUUGGAAUUUUCAGUCUGAGCAAAGGAAUUCCUAAUGUCUUCAUUCGCUGUUGAUCAUUCUAGAGCAGUAGGGUUUGUUCAAAACAGUCACUUGAUGUCCUGCAGUUUUUGUUCAGAUUUGUGAAAAUGGGUGUCUUUGAAGACAUAGUAAAAAGUUUUGUCAAAAGGAAUAGUCAGGUUCCAGAGAACACGGCAGUAUCUUUGAAGUAUAUGUGUGUGUGUGUGUGUGUGUGAAUCAGAAAUGCUAAAUGUCUAGCAGAAAGUGGCAAAGAGCAAUCCAUUCUUAAAAAGUGAAAAGCUUCAGUAACCAUUUCUCUCCUUAAACAAAUGAAGAUUGACAUCUCAGGAUCCUUGCAUAGACAUUCACACAUAUAUGAAUUUGAACUGUAGAAGCUCCAUGACCUUAACUAUAGCUGUGUCUGGGUAGCAUUUACAUAAUUUGAAUAUCAUUUGCAAACAUAAUAAAUGUGAAUAUAGUUAAGACCCUUUAACCGUGCUUCCAAGUUUUGAAAAAAUAUGUAGCGUUUUAAUCAUUCUUUGAAGAUAUAAUUUCAAGUUCUUGCUAAAUGUGCUUCUAGAAGUGAAGUCCAUCUCUUUGCAUGGUUUGAAACCCAUAUUGUCCCGUCCCCCCCCAAUUAGAUGUCUUAUUACACUAAAUAUUGUGUAAAGACCAGUUAAAAAUCAGCUGUGCAUAUGCCUCAGAAGGCCUGCUCCUUUAUUUUUGUGCCAAAGCCUCAGGCAUAAUGUGUGUUGUAAAAUAACUUUCUUUCCAAAGGCCACUUGGAAUCACGGCCAGCAGACUUCCGAGUAAGGAGGGUUCUAAACUGUCCAAAAUCAAGUCAUUAAGGACCUGCUAUUUAAAUGUACUGUAUUUGGCUUUCAUUUAGUGGAAGGCUUUCUGGGUAGGAGAUAUGUUGGAGAUAUGUUGGAGUCCCAGAGUGAACAGAGAGCUGAUUUUAAUUAUGGUCUCCAUAGGAUAACCUCAUUUUAUUUGAAAAGAUACACGUGCUUCAGGUGGUAUAAAAAAAAAUGCAACAGCUUGGAUUCCUCACCCCAAAGUUGCCACCACUUGCUAAAAUUAAUGGGAGACAAUAAGUAAAUCGCAGCCAAUCCACCUAAUCAGUUUGGUAACUUUUUUUUUUUUGCUUCCAAAUGUCUGCAUGAUUACACCUGACAUCUGAUUUUUUUUUUUAUACCUCCAUCCAAACCCUUUUCAUCAGAAAAUCCUGAUGAAAUCAGAUUGCAGUGAGUUGUUUCCAGUAAGCAGUUAAGAAGAUGAUGAUGUAUGUGCCAUGAGAAAUGACGUUUAGAGUAAUCGGGUCACUCUGUUUUCUGUCUUCAGGAUCCUAAAUAGUGGCUUCGAUUUGCCAGGAGGAUAUCAUCCUUUGUACCAGUUUUGGUUAGUUUUAUUCUGUACAUUUGUAUGGGCAUAUGAACUUAUGCUAUAUGGAUAUAUGGAUUCCUGUACUUAAGACCAAAAAUGGCACCAAUCUAGUGAUGGGAAGAGCUGAGAUAGCAUAACUUCGUGUUUUGCAUCUGUUUAUAUAUGUCGCAGAUAAUUCUUCCCAAAACUGAUUUAUGCUAGAAAAUGGUUACGGUUGUCUUGGCCAUUGUCUCUGGUUGCUAGGACAGAUUUUUUUCAUUAGAAAACCUUGGGGCACACCUACAUGGCUCCAGCUGUAUAAUUGGUCGAUAGGUAUGAACACGAUACGAAACAUACAUAGGAUUGGGACUGAGGAUAACCCUGUGUAAUUCAUGGCCAUUCAUUUGUUUCAUCAACAUUUUUUUUGUUUUUGAAUAGGAUCUUUAAUCUCCCAGCUUUCUGCCCCUUGGAUCAAUCAGACUUUUAAAAGAAUUUGAUUUCCUAGAUCCAUGAUGGCGAACCCAUGGCACGUGGGCCAGAGGUGGCACACAGAGCCUUCUCUGCAGGCACGCGAGCUGUUGCCCCAGCUCAGCUCUGCUGCGCAUGCCCGCACGCCUCCUGCAGGCCAGCUGGUCUUUAGGUCUCUGCCAUGCAUGCAUGCAUGGGGGGGCGCAUGUAGGGGGGGCGCAUGCAUGCACAGGGGGUGCAUGUGUGGGGAUGCACAUACAUGCGGGGCAGGGGACGGAUUUGCGCACAUUGCAUUUGGGGGUUUAUGCAUGCACACGCGCAUUCGCACGCACACACACGCACUUUGGGCACUCGGUGCC